This is a messenger RNA of Myotis brandtii (Brandt's bat), 1659 nucleotides long. It is a transcript of the gene CCND3, whose product is annotated as cyclin D3. Bases 23 to 658 code for a protein of 211 amino acids. Gene Ontology annotation, molecular function: cyclin-dependent protein serine/threonine kinase regulator activity. Lineage: Eukaryota; Metazoa; Chordata; Mammalia; Chiroptera; Vespertilionidae. Gene Ontology annotation, biological process: regulation of cyclin-dependent protein serine/threonine kinase activity; mitotic cell cycle phase transition; positive regulation of G1/S transition of mitotic cell cycle. The transcript is spliced from 4 exons. Gene Ontology annotation, cellular component: cyclin-dependent protein kinase holoenzyme complex; nucleus; cytoplasm. The record is from RefSeq and is a predicted model, not a curated record.
GGAGGAAGUCUUCCCCCUGGCCAUGAACUACCUGGAUCGUUACCUGUCCUGUGUCCCCACCCCCAAGGCGCAAUUUCAGCUCCUGGGUGCGGUCUGCAUGCUGCUAGCCUCCAAGCUGCGCGAGACUACGCCCCUGACCAUCGAAAAAUUGUGCAUCUACACCGACCACGCUGUCUCCCCCCGCCAGAUGCGGGACUGGGAGGUGCUGGUCCUGGGGAAGCUCAAGUGGGACCUGGCUGCUGUGAUUGCCCACGACUUCCUGGCCCUGAUCCUGUACCGCCUCUCUCUGCCCAGCGACCGACAGGCCUUGGUCAAAAAGCAUGCUCAGACCUUUUUGGCCCUCUGUGCUACAGAUUACACCUUUGCCAUGUACCCACCAUCCAUGAUCGCCACAGGCAGCAUUGGGGCUGCAGUGCAAGGCCUGGGUGCCUGGCCCGCGUCCGCAGAUGAGCUCACGGAGCUGCUGGCAGGGAUCACAGGCACUGAAGUGGACUGCCUGCGGGCCUGUCAGGAGCAGAUUGAAGCUGCACUCAGGGAGAGCCUCAGGGAAGCUGCCCAGACGUCCCCCAGCCCAGCACCCAAAGCCCCCAGAGGCUCCAGCAGCCAGGGGCCCAGCCAGACCAGCACUCCCACAGACGUCACAGCCAUCCACCUGUAGCCCCGGAGAGGCCCCCUCCAGUGGCCACUGACAGCAGAGGAGGGUCGCUGCCACCCUCCCUCCCUGCAGGAACAAACCACGUCACAUCUGCCACAACUGAAGUCUGGGGGGGCUCCUCCCUAUUUGCCCUUUGCUAAAGAGAAGGGGGCAGGUCCUACCUAUCCCUGCAGUGUGCACUAAGGGGCCCGGCCAGCCACGUUUGGGUGGCUAGUCAGGCCCCUCCUUCUCCCUGCCUCUGACCAGCUCAGCUCCUUCCCUGGUUCUGGCUGGAGGUGGGUCGGCUGGUCAGAGACAGAAUUGAAGAAGGUAAAAUAGAUGUAACCAGCAUUCCUUAUUGAGGCCCCCUAUCUCUGGGGCUCUCACGUUCUCAACUGCCAAAAUGCCCUGGUGCCUUACAAAGGUGCUGCACCUUCUAGAGUUACUGCAUUUGGAUUGGGGUCUUUCUGAAGAAAUUUCUGAUAUUCUGAGGGGACACAGUCUGGACAGCUCUUCUCAACAUACUUUGGAGAGCCCUGCAUAAUCCGUGCUCACAGCUGCUCCUAGAGGGAGGGGGGCCCAGGCCUCUGUCAGAGGUUCAAGAAUCAACCAGUUCCUCCUUGCUUUGCUUUCUGCCCAGUUUCUCCUGUGAUUGAGGGGGGUCAGUGCUGAAGGAAGAGGUGGUUUUAAUUUAUUAAUUGUGUUGAGUACAACUGUAAGAGGGUGUGGUGGGGCCCACCAGCCCAAGUGGUGGUGACCCUGGCGGUUGCUGCAUCCCUCCUCUGCUACUGGCGAGAGGAUCCUUGUGACCGAGGAGCUGCUACGGCCUGGGAGGGGCCAGGCCCUCCUCUCCCUUUGGCCCUCGGCCCGUCCUGCAUCAGGGGAUGGAGCAGGGGUGACCUGGAGGUGACCAAGCCCGCUGUCUGGAGAUGCGAGCCCUGUUAACACAGGCCUUUCCCUAGGCCACAAGGUCCAGUUGCUGGCCCGGGACCAUCAUGCUACCUUAAUAAAGAUUCUGGAAUAAA